AUGACGCUCCGGCCGCUGGAACCCGUACUGCCCGUGCCAAACGUGGAGGAGGAGGACAAAAAGCUGGGGUCCCGUCCCCUGUCGUUCCAGUGCACUCCCCCACCGGCCUUGAAGACCACUCCGCCAGCUCCGCUUAACAUGGGAUUGGUAGUUUCCCUACCGUUCAAUGUUAAGGCACCGGACCGGCAUACCUACUACCUUGCCCGUACAUGGCUGGCGGCGGCUUCCCCAACCUCGGGUCAAGCUGUUUGUCUCGGCCUGCUGCGGUACCUGCUUAUCUAUUUCUCCUCCUACAGUAAAUUCAUCACCAGCUGCUUGUCUCUACUUACCUACCUCCAGUACUCCUCAAAUCAUUUUGGCCCGAUCCAGCCGAUUGAUUCAGUAGCCAUUCGACUACUGUUGCCUCUCCCGGUCACCUUAUUUCGUCCUCUACCCCUCUCUAUCACUUCUCCGUCGCUGAUCCUCCCUUUGAAUUUCUCUCGGUCGGCAGCCAUGGCUAUGAACAUCACAAAAGGUACCAGAGCUCUUGGAGCUCUGAGGCCUCUGGCAGCUCGUUCUGCCCUCAAUGCGCGCCAGUAUUCAACUUCCGAACCGGACCUCAAGACCACACUGAAGAGCGUCAUUCCCGCCAAGCGGGAACUUCUGAAGAAGGUCAAGGCACACUCGUCCAAGGUCAUUGGGGAGGUCAAGGUCGAGAAUACUCUUGGUGGCAUGCGAGGCCUCAAGGCCAUGGUUUGGGAGGGAUCUGUCUUGGAUGCGAAUGAGGGCAUUCGGUUUCACGGCAGAACCAUCAAGGAUUGUCAAAAAGAGCUCCCCAAGGGAAAGACUGGAACAGAAAUGUUGCCCGAGGCCAUGUUCUGGCUUCUUCUUACAGGCCAGGUCCCGUCCACAAGCCAGGUUCGCCAAUUCUCCCGCGAAUUGGCUGAGCAAGCUCAGUUGCCCGCCUUUGUCAACAAGCUUCUCGACGAUUUCCCCACAGACCUGCAUCCAAUGACCCAAUUUGCCAUUGCCGUCUCUGCUCUCAACUACACCUCCAAGUUUGCAAAGGCCUACGAGCAGGGUAUCAACAAGGCUGACUACUGGGAGCCUACUUUCGACGACUCCAUCUCGCUGCUGGCCAAGCUGCCCACGAUCGCUGCCAAGAUCUACCAGAACUCCUACCGUGGCGGCGGCGCUCUGCCCGCAGAAGUAGACCUAGAGCAGGAUUGGUCUUACAACUUUGCUGCCAUGCUUGGGAAGGGUGGCAAGGCGAAUGAGAACUUCCAAGAUCUCCUCAGACUGUAUCUCGCGCUCCACGGGGACCAUGAGGGCGGUAACGUUUCCGCCCACGCCACUCACCUAGUUGGCAGCGCCCUUAGCGAUCCUUUCCUAAGCUACAGCGCUGGUCUUCAAGGUCUCGCGGGUCCUCUUCAUGGACUUGCCGCGCAAGAGGUUCUUCGGUGGAUUCUACAGAUGAAGGACAACAUUCCCUCGUCUUACUCUGACAAAGACGUCACAGAUUACCUGUGGUCCACCCUCAACUCCGGCAGAGUUGUCCCUGGCUACGGCCACGCUGUCCUGCGGAAACCCGACCCUCGGUUCGAGGCUCUGAUGGAUUAUGCCGCCGCUCGACCUGAGAUCGCACAAGACCCCGUCUUCCAACUGGUGGAAAAGAACAGUCGAAUUGCCCCCGAAGUGCUCAAGAAGCACGGCAAGACCAAGAACCCUUACCCCAACGUCGACUCAAGCUCUGGAGUCCUCUUCCAUCACUAUGGCUUCCACGAGACUCUGUACUACACCGCCACCUUUGGUGUCUCCCGUGGCUUGGGACCCCUUGCUCAAUUGAUCUGGGACCGAGCAUUGGGACUGCCCAUUGAGCGGCCCAAGAGCAUUAACCUGGAAGGUCUUCUUAAGCAAGCUGAGAGCUCGAUACAUCUUCCGAAGCUCUUGACAUUUUUGACUGAUAUCGCAAGCCGAGCAACAUUCCGGAACUUUGAUGCUAGGCAGGCCAUGAGCACUUUCCUUAUCUCGGACUGCGGUAGCCCCAGAAGCAAAAUUUGGUCAAGACAAUGGCUGCCGGGAUCCCAAGUUCACAAUACGAGCGGCUUCUUUGACACUAAGACUUAUAUGCUCGCCACAUUGAGCGAUGUCACCUCGCACUGGCGCCUCCGCUACUGUUCUCAGAACAUGGUAUGGCUUUGCGCGUAG
This is a messenger RNA of Colletotrichum lupini, 2187 nucleotides long. Its product is annotated as 2-methylcitrate synthase. NCBI's taxonomy places the organism in Eukaryota, Fungi, Ascomycota, Sordariomycetes, Glomerellales, Glomerellaceae. Bases 1 to 2187 code for a protein of 728 amino acids. Gene Ontology annotation, cellular component: mitochondrial matrix. Gene Ontology annotation, biological process: carbohydrate metabolic process; tricarboxylic acid cycle. The record is from RefSeq and is a predicted model, not a curated record. Gene Ontology annotation, molecular function: 2-methylcitrate synthase activity. The transcript is spliced from 11 exons.